CAACUUUUGUUUACUUCUCGAUUUCUUCCGUGAAAAGUAGCGCGCGUUUUGCAAAAGAAUCGAUUUUAUUAAUUUACGUGCCUCGAUCAACGUUUAACACCUAUUUUUGACUACCUUUGUACCUUAUUAGUGUAACAGUGCCGGAACCAGUAUGGAACUAGUCAAUUCUCCCCCAGUUUACCACACCAGCAGCGCCCAAAAGGCUCGCUCCAAAUUGGCAGCCCACCGAUUCAAGUAUGGCUCCCCAAAGCUAGUGGACGCCAUGCGCGAGAAAUGCCGCAUCCGGAUCAAGGAAGCCCGCAACGAGCACCUGUUCCAGAAGCGCAACAUCAUCCAGGAGGAAAAGGAACUGCUCGAAACCAUCGUCCGCCAGGAACUUUCCGAGCUGGAGCAGGACAUCCAGCUGCAAGAGCUCAUCUUCCAGGAACUGAUCGUGGAUGCGGACGAGUGGCUGUUUGCCGAGUACGAAAAGUCCGAGAAUUACCAGAUUGACGAGUACGGCCAGGAGGAAGUUUUCUGUCCGGUUUGCCAGCGGGCCGGGUUGAAGGCGGUAAAGGUGGCCGGGAUUGUCCGCUGUGAGUGUGGCGUCCAGCUGCGACUGCCGGAGGGCGCUGGACAGAUGGAACAGUUUGGAAGGUUGCUGCGGGACACGGUCGAAGGGCACGGUUCUCGGUGUGAGAGCGAUUUGCAGUUUUUCGUGGAACCGGGAAGUGACGACUGUGGACAGCUUAGUGCGUUCUGUCCGGGCUGUGAUUAUUACAAGAAUUUGACCAACUGAUGGGAUGUUGAUUGUGUGACUCAUUUUGUUUAAUUGAUACGUUUGUUUGCCCAGUUGAAACUACAAUAUCUUUAUAUUAUUUAUUUGUAAGCAAAUUCAGUGCUAGCGUUAAUAAAUUUAUGUUCCUGUGUAAAAAUA
This is a messenger RNA of Culex pipiens pallens (northern house mosquito), 916 nucleotides long. It is a transcript of the gene Ripalpha, whose product is annotated as RIP-like protein. The coding region runs from base 152 to 778 and encodes 208 amino acids. The transcript has 2 exons. The record is from RefSeq and is a predicted model, not a curated record. Gene Ontology annotation, biological process: protein import into nucleus. Gene Ontology annotation, cellular component: nucleus. Lineage: Eukaryota; Metazoa; Arthropoda; Insecta; Diptera; Culicidae.